Messenger RNA from Paramormyrops kingsleyae, 2827 nucleotides. The record is from RefSeq and is a predicted model, not a curated record. Lineage: Eukaryota; Metazoa; Chordata; Actinopteri; Osteoglossiformes; Mormyridae.
UGGGGCGCCCCCGCGCCUCUGCCAGAAAGCCGACGCCAGCUGUUCUUUUAAUGGCGCUGUGCGACCUAUCAGUGCAACGCGCUUCACCUGCAGCGGUGACUCCAGUUUCGCAGACCCGGACGCUUGUUCGAGAUCAUCCUCGCAGUCCUACUGACCCCCCUUCGUUAUUCUCCACUUUUUCCCCCGCACCGGAACUCACCUGUCACCCCUCCCCAAAACCUCCUGAUUUCCCUGGACUAUUUGGGCAUUAUGACCAUGCCCUUGGAGCUGGGGUCUUACCACCGGGAGCCGAACGUGAGCAGCCUGGAAAGUCAGCUCGUCUGCCCCAUCUGCCUGGAGCUCUUCACCAAGCCCGUCGUCAUCUUACCCUGCCAGCACAACCUUUGCCGAAAAUGUGCCAACGAACUCUUUCAGUCAUCUCUUUUUCAGGGCCGGGGCACGAUGGUGGGGGCUGGGGGGCACUUCCGCUGCCCGUCCUGUCAGCACGAGGUGGUCCUCGACCGCCAUGGCAUCUAUGGGCUGCAGCGCAACUUGCUAGUUGAGAACAUCAUUGACGUCUACAAGCAGCAAUCCUCCAGCUCUGGGCCGUCCCUGAAGACUGCUGGCCAUCCCAUGUGUGAGGAACAUGAAGAUAAGAAGGUCAAUAUCUACUGCCUGAGCUGCCACAUACCCACCUGCUCUCUCUGCAAAGUGUUUGGUGCCCACAAGGCCUGCCAGGUGGCUCCGAUGCCAGAAGUCUACGAGCAGCAGAAGGCUGAGCUCAGCGGUGGGAUUGGGACUCUUGUUGCUGCUAAUGACCACGUCCAAGCCUUCAUUACUGAGCUGGAGGAUACCUGUAAAAACAUUGAGAACUGCGAAAGCCAGAAGCAGAUGGUGUGCGAGAAGUUUGAUCGUAUGUCCAGCAUCUUAGAGGAGCGCCGGAACGCCAUGCUGCAUAUGAUCACCACUGAGCAGGAGGAGAAGGCGGGGCAUGCCCGUUCCCUGACGCAGACCUACAAGGAACACUUGGAGGCCAACUCCAAGCUGGUGGAGACGGCAUUGCACACCAUCGAAGAACCCGAUAUGGCCACCUUCCUGCAGAGCUCAAGAUCCCUCAUUGAAAAGGUGACUGAGGCCGCCAAGGUCUGCACUGUGGAGACCCUGGAACCAGGCUUUGAGAACAUGGACCACUACAAAGUGGACUUCGAUGAGGAGGAGAGAUCAUUGCACCUGCUGGACUUCAUCAAACCUGAAGAUGAAGUCCAGGAAGUCCCAGAUGAGCUAGAAUCGCAACCAAAAAUAAGACCAGAACCAGACCUAGGACCAGAUCUGGUCCUAGAGUCUGAGCCUAUAAUACAACUGAAGGAUGUCAACCCAAGGGCCAAGAUCGGAGAAGCUGAAGAGAUUGGAGUGCUGGGAGAGGCCUGUACUGGCCCCACUAAAGAACUCCCAAAUGACCACAAGAGUCUGAAUACUCAUCAGGAUGAGCUCGGGGGAGGUGACUCGAGGACCCGGGCAUCAUUGGCGGAGGCUAGCGAAGACUGGUACAAGUCAAGUGGCUGGCGGCCUGGAAACCCCAGCUCGCCCGUGUGGAGUGAGGCUUGGGAAAGUGCUGAUCCCCCGUCCCUCGUAGCCAGCGAGCCACAGCUCCCAUCCACUUCGGCGGGCGCCAGUGCCCCCCCCACAUGCCCAGUGGACCCAGACGGACAGUUAGCACAGAGCUCCCCGGACCCCACCCAGGGACUCCUCGCGUUGUUUGACUCUGAGGAGGACUCUGAGCAAGGGGAGAUCUCUGCAGGCCAGGCCCAAUCAACGUCCCUAUCCGUGCAGGCCAUCUCCCUCAUCUUUUACAUCCUGGCGCUGGUGAUCAUCCUUCAGCGGGUCUGGGGUUACAUUCGCUGCAUCACUUGUCCGUAGCCAGGCCGGCUGGAUGGAACAGCCCUGAAUGCAGGGUCUUGUCCCUGCAGUGGGAACCCAGGACGGGAGAGUGACGGAGCAGAGCAUUGACACACCCUUUGAGCUCAUCCCUACUGCCCUCUUGUGGCCGGACAUAUAGGAGAAACAGGCAGAAUGGAAGUGCCACCUCGCAGAUGGACACUGACCCGCUCCCCACCCGCCAAACUCCACGCCUUAUCUUCUCCUUCUCCUGGUUGAAUGCUCUAUCCAAAUAGAAGUAAAGACAAGCUGGCUCUUCUGAACAGGAAGAUGUGGAUCUCGGGCCGCAGUGGGAACUCGGAGGUCGUCAUUGCCAUGCCACUUCUUACCCUGUUUAUGAGAGUUUAUCAGAACAGUUUCAAGCUGCCUGUAAUGUGUGUCGUGGUGUUAAAAUGUGUUUAACUCAAUAAAAAAUGUUAAAUACAGAAAAUACAGAAUAUUUCAAGGAUAUAACUGAACAGAACUAAGUGGACAUUUAGCUAAACACUAUUUCUGUCCACCCUGAACAUAAACAGGAUCUGGAGUGUCUGGAAGAUGGAUGCGUAAAUGGAUAGACAUUUGUAAUAUCAAUUUGCAUGUCUUAAAUGGCCUGGAUGUUUAAUUUCUUGGUAGUGUACAUUAUAGAUUGUUUUGAAUACUAUAUGUAUUUGAUCAUGUUGAGAUUGUAUGGACUCUGCGGGCCUUAACUACAAGAUUGCCUGUUGUUUGUGUGUGCUCAAAUCAGCUCUUGUUUUACCUGCCUAGUUAAAGUGUAUCCAUGGCAAUCUUAUGUGCAGAUAUGUCAAAUAGGGCACAGUAAUUUCCCUUAUAUUACUCAAAACAUAUCUAAACAAUCCAUAUGUCACACAUUAAAAUGAACUAUAAUGGGAUGAUUUUAUAUAUAUAUAUAUAAUAAAAUAUGUUCCACAAAAGU